CGAGAUUCGAGUUUUUCCAAAGUAUUUAUGAUUUUGAGUCCAAUUAUUGCAACAUGUAAGUCAACCAGUUCGUUUCCUAUUCCCCAUGUACGAAAUUACAAGGCUGCUUUUUAUCUUCAUAGCACAACCACGGAAGUAGACGAAGAGCUUGUUUGCAAGCAACAGCAGCAAAAGCACUCUAGAUGCGGGCAAGAUCAUCUUCAUUCACCCGCCUCUCAACAAAUUCAAGCCCGCAAGAAAUAUUCAUGACCAGCUGUAGUACAACCAGAUCGUAGGAGCGACCACCCCGAGCAUAAUUAAUCUACGACGCAUCAGCUACAAAAUGACGAAAACCCUGGAGGAUUGGGUGCAGCACUUUGACAAUGUGGCCCAGCUGAUUGCGCAGCAACAGACCAGCGGCAACCACGGGCAGGCGCUCCCGGAGCCACUGUACCUGGAUGGGAACAUUCGCGACAUCAAAGAGGGCCCCAAGGGCCCCUUUGCCUUCAUCCUGCCCUCAACGGAACAGGUGCAGCAGGGCCAGAACGUGUUUGCCGCGGCCUGCAGCCUGCCCGACGAGUUUUUGAACAACCUGGACGGAUCCAAACACGUGCUGUACAACAGCCACGCCGAGGGAAAAAACCAGCUGUUCCGCGACUAUUUCCAGGAGCACUUUACUCUGAUGCAGCAGCAGCAAGUGGCCGCCGGGCCGAUCCCGGUGCGCUUUCGAUUGGAGCGGAACCCCUUGGACCCCACGCGCAUCCAGGCGAGCUGCCUCUUCCGCGUCACUAUGCUUUGCAAAAGUAAGUAUUGCUAGCGUACUUCGAAUAUAGGAAGAACGGAUUAUUCCGUUUUUUGUUUAGUUUCCUCAAGAUAAAAAUGAAGUUUGUGAUGCGAUUGGAAAUUUAAGUAAAAAAAGAAGAAAAACUGCAAGAACUACAGAUAUCGAUGCGAGACUGUGCAAUUCAAUAUGCGCCAGUGCGAUGAUACUUUUGGCUUCGGGAUAGUCCAUCUCUCUGUCGCGCCUCCCAUGAACGUCGUUUACCCCGUGCACUUGCGGCCCGGCAACGGCAUAAACGGCGACACGUCGAACAAAAACGCGCCCACCAACGCCAUCCAGCAGGGGGCCACGAAGAAGCCGCUCCCGUCCGCGGGCGGUGUGGCGCUGAAGGGGCCCUUGCAGAACACGUUUAACCCCGUGGCCACGGCGCCGCUGAAAGAAAUGCUCGGGUUCCGCGACCGCAGUCCGCGACGGACAAACAGCAACAACUCGGGAGGAGGGGGAGGAGGAACAGGUGGUGCUGGUGGCACCCCUGCUGCGACCACGGUACAGCAACAUCAACAAAUGUUGACCAAGCCCAAGGCUACUUCUAGCGCAGGAGCAGGGACUACAACUUCUUCUGCGGCGCAGCUUGGCGGCCUUCAUCUAGGCGGCAGCAACAACAACAUCAACAACAUCCCGCCACCGCAACCGCAUUUGUUGCACAAUGGUGCAGGAGCUCCACCUCCCGGGCUGCAACUACCUUCCCUCCCUGGGACAGCGACCUCCGCGUUGCAACAUGGGUCUUUAUUAUCCCAACAGCACCACCAGCUUCUUGGUCCAACGCCCGGGGGAUCUUUGGCACCUCUUAAUACCGUGCCCCCGGCGAAUUAUCCCCAGCAACAGGCACUGCAGCUGCAGCAAUCCAUUCAGCACCUGCAGCAGCAACUGUUGGCGCAGCAACAGCAGUUGGACCACCAGUCAUUCGGUGCUGGUGGUGGUGGACCGCAAGCACUCUACAACAACGGAUUGAACCUUCAGCUGGACAGCCUGCUUCAUCCAGGAACAGGCUCAACCAAUCUUCUACCCGGACAGCACAACCAACUGGUGCAGCCACUCCCGCCCCCCGCCGCGCCUCCCGGGAGUGCCGCAGCAGGCGGAGGCGGUCCAGCGCAGCGGAAAAACACGCUCAGUUCUACUUGCAGCGGCGCUGCAGCUACUGGUAGUACAACAACUCAGGCUCCAGGUGUGCAGCUGCCUCAUGUGGAUCAGCAGACCGCGGGAUUGAUGUUGUCUCAACUACAGCAGCCCUUGUUAUACCCAGGAAGUACCACGACCGCCUUCGGCGUCGGUGCCACUACAACAGGAGGCGGGUCUGCAAGAUUAUUAAACCCGGCCGCAGCUUCAACCACUACAACCUCGUCCAGCGGCCGCUACAAGUCGGAGCAGCAGCUGUUGGCGCAGCAGCUAAUCCCACCACCGGCGGGCACGAAAGGCUCUGCAGCAAGCAAAUCAUCCGCGGGCGGUGGAGCUGUUCUGACCGCGGACACCAUCCCUGCGCUCACGAACGGGGAGAGCAGUAGGUAUCGCACAGAACAAAAAGCUGUUUCAGUUGUAAACUUGUGAUGCGGAGUUGUAGAACACGCAGGGCAGGGCAUUCUUGAACGUGGUUUUCCCGUUGGGGAGAAGGCGUGGCAGAUUUUCUUCCUUCUGUUAUGUGUGACGAAGUAAGUAGUAAAAGGUGUCAACAUCGACACACAACUCCUGCAAAAUCUAUCAUUCAAGAUCAAAACUAUCGCAGUGAAGCAGCUUUUUCGUGCGAUAGCAGUACCGUCAGAAAGUACAAUAACCUCGGAGGCGCUGGUGACGGAAAAGACGACGACGAGAUGAACAGUAAUGACGCGGAUGAGGACCGUAGGAAGGGGACGCGCAGGGCUGGACGAGGUCUAAACGCCGCAUCUGGCCCCGUGUUUUCAGAAAACACUAUGGAAUACGAGUACGACAUGAAUAUCACAACGUUCUGGGAACUGUAUGUGGAGAAGAAGCAGCAGCUGCAAAACUUCAAGGAGAAGAAAAACCAGCGCAAGCACCGGAAGGAGCAACUGCAGAACGAGCUCAUUCCGAAAGUGGAAGACGAAUUGCAGGCAUUGCAGCGGGAGCUGCACGAGUUGGAACAAACCGAGCUGGACAGUAAGGUAGAGGAGUCGGAGGAGGAAAAGUUUCUCAUGGACGAACUGCGGAAUAUGCAUUGCAAAAGUAAUAUCGUAUCGGUCAAAAGUUGCAUAAUAAAACAAAUUUUUCCGUGGGAAGAAAAAUAAUAGAAUACUUGUGAUGGCGCUUAGGCCCCUUACGUAUAUGUUCCGCGAGACUAGAAUUUGUCAUGCACGACGGCAAUUACGAAUGCGAUACUUUUGCACGUGAUACGGAACAUGCAGGAGCAAUUCAUCGGUGGCGGCGGGAACGACCAGCAGUACGAUGACGACGGGAACAAUACUCAUUUUGCCGGGAAGACUUCAGCGAGUCACGAGUUAUACAGCUGAUCGAGAAAAAAGUAAGAUAGAACGCGACCGCGAGCCUUGGAGAUGGUAGGUAGGGGCGGAAUCACGUUUCCCUUGCGUGGGGAGCAACCACUACGUAAGUACUUUACAACUUUCAUUUCUUGGAGCGAGAGGUAGUUCUAACAUGUAUUCGCGCAAGAAAGUUAAAAGUAUGCGCGACGUCCUCGAGGACGACCGAAGAAGGCAACGCCAGAUUGGAAGCCAGUCAGGAAAAAAAUGACACGAAUUAUAGAAGCGGAGCCGUCUAGUACUUUUAUACCGGCAGAAGUACAACAACUCGUAGAGGAUCGCGGAAAGAAACGAGGAUCACAAUGAAUAUAGCGACGAGUUUUUUGAACUGAUUUGAAUUUUUCAGGUCGAU
This is a messenger RNA of Amoebophrya sp. A120, 3658 nucleotides long. The record is from the annotation of a GenBank genome assembly. NCBI's taxonomy places the organism in Eukaryota, Dinophyceae, Syndiniales, Amoebophryaceae.